Messenger RNA from Ambispora leptoticha, 876 nucleotides. Lineage: Eukaryota; Fungi; Glomeromycota; Glomeromycetes; Archaeosporales; Ambisporaceae. The record is from the annotation of a GenBank genome assembly.
AUGCCUUUAAUUACAAUGUGUGGGAUCCCAGCAAGCGGGAAAACUACUUGUGCCAGACGAAUUGAGGAGUACUUUAGAAAGCGCCUGGCUGAGGAGGGCCUGACCGGAAACAGAGUUCACCUUAUAAAUGAUAAUAGUCUGGGAAUAUCAAAAGAAAGCUACAAACAUACAGGAACUGAAGAAAAAAAUUCUCGAGGCGCAUUAUUAUCGUCAGUUGAGAGACUUGUAUCAAAGGAAGAUGUUGUGAUAGCUGACGGAAUUAAUUACAUCAAGGGAUUUCGGUAUCAAUUAUAUUGUGUUGCACGGGCUGUUGGUACUCCUCAUUGUGUUGUAUAUUGUGGCACACCUGUUGAAAAGGCACGGAUAUGGAAUUCAAAUAGACCGGAGGGAGAAGAAGAAUAUGAGGAAUCCGUAUUUGAUGAUUUAGUUAGCAGAUUCGAAGAACCGAACGACCGAAAUCGAUGGGACUCACCACUUUUCACUGUGAUUUACGAUGAUCCAGACAUUCCAUGUGAUGCUAUCUGGCAGGCGGUUAUGGUGAAAAAGGCGAAGCCGCCGAAUUUAUCAACUGUGGUCAAACCAGUCAGCGAGACAAAUUAUUUGUAUGAAUUAGAAAAGACGACUCAAGAAAUAAUCAACCAGAUACUAGAAGCUCAAAAAAAUAAUGUUGAUACUACGGCGCCAAUUCACAAAUAUCAACAAGAUGCAUACAUUGCUGGAUAUGAAUCGCGUAGCGGAGUUAUUUGUAGAUCGAAUGAUGAUAAUAAAUUUGAAAAUACUCCGGAAGGUCGUAAAACAACAAAACUUGAUCAAAUUCUGUUGAAUGGUAAUAAUAUCACAAUGCUGAUUCCAGGUGGUGAAGGACCAGAGAGCUAG